AUGAAACAGAGGUGCAGAGCUCUGCGCCGCCGCCUCAGAUCUGCUACCAACGAAAUUGUAGCUUCCAACAUCCUUACGGCCUUUCGGCAAGAAAGGGCCGCCUACAAGAAAGCAAUUCUUGAAGCUAAAAUUAACAGCUGGAGAUCUUUCUGCACCAGUAACAGUAAUCCAUAUGGAAUUUUACACAAACUGGCAACGCAGAAGAUCUUCCAACCAGCGCAAGUACCAGUUCAACCAACAGCACCACAUACUAUGGACGUAGCGGCCUCCACCGCCAAGGAACUUUUAAAUGCUAUCUUUCCCACAGAUGAUACACAAGCAGAUACUUCAGAACAGAGGCAAAUUAGAGAAGAUACAAGCUCGCCAUGCACACCGAACGAUAUACAGUUUUCUGCACAGGAGAUACGUAAUAUCUUCCGAAACUAUCAGCGCAACUCUUUCAAGAAGACGAAUUAUAAUUUCUGUCCUUCUAGGAUACGUUAUAAGCUAUGGUGCAAAGAAGAUAUUUCUGCUUGCAUUCGAAAGUCAAAUGAAUCACUACCAGAUCUUUCAAAACGUCAGGCAAUUCUGUACGACAGUCUCACUAGGGAAGACAGAAUCCGACUAGGAAUUAGAUUUGAAGAUUUUGUAAUUUAUGCGGAAUACGAAGAAGAAGUUGUUACUCAACAAUUCAGUUGGUAUUAUGAUUAUGAAUUCACAAAUUGCUACACAUUCAAUGCUCUCUGGGGUGACGCAAAUGAACCAGUAAAAACUUCAGUGCUAUAUAAUCCCGUGACUGGAAAAUCUUCAGAAUUAAUUAUAUGUGUCAACACGGACGUUGACAACUACAGCAAUCUCAGUGGUUCUGUGGUUGGGAAACUUCAAAUGUCUAUUCAUUCCAAUGAUAUCGUUCCUAAUCCAACCUAUGAUGCCGCUAGCUUGGAAGCCGGGGAAUUUUAUUCUUAUGGGUUCCAAAAAGUGUCUACUGAAUUGCUAAAGAGUCCUUAUCAAACAAAGUGUAGGAGCUAUAAAGAAGAAAAGGAAAGAAGGACAGGGGCCCGUAUGAGUCAAAAAGUAAUGUCAUAUUUUUUUCAGUAG
Molecule: messenger RNA, 1077 nt
Organism: Stegodyphus dumicola
Lineage: Eukaryota; Metazoa; Arthropoda; Arachnida; Araneae; Eresidae
Product: epithelial sodium channel subunit gamma-like
Biological process (GO): sodium ion transmembrane transport
Cellular component (GO): plasma membrane
Molecular function (GO): ligand-gated sodium channel activity
Source: RefSeq, a predicted model, not a curated record